UGAGGGAUCGCAAAGUGUCAGAUGUUCAAAUGUUAAAUUGUUACCAGUAGCAGGACUUGCAAUAUAUAGUGCACGUUACGAUUUGUGAGGAUCUACACGAACAGGUGAUUUGCCACCGACCAGGAGGUUUUAGUACACUAUCCUUGUCUUCUACUUAAAGAAUAAUCAUUGUAAUAAUUAUUAAGAGUGGUUUAAAUAAUCAUUGAUCGGAUACGGGACAUACGUUGGUUUAAGGGAAUUUAAAAAUCGAUAUGAGUACAAGUGUUGCCAAGAAAGAGGGUGGACCUCUUGGACGAAAGCAGUCACUGAUGCCAGAUGCGGCAGCCCGUAAACAGUCUAUGAUCCCGCCGGACGCUAGACGACCAUCCGUUAUUCCGCCAGACACAAGAAAAGCGUCUUUUGAUCCGCAACACGGUGCGGCCGGUCGUCGACCAUCAAUUAUGAUGAUGGACCACGCCAGAAGACCCUCUCAGGACCGGAAACAGUCCAUUGUGGAAUCGACCACAGGCCGGUCCACGAUGAUUAUGACAUCAGCACAUACGCAUCGACCAAACGUUCGUUACGAAAAUACGUAUAAAACGGAACCUGACGUCAAAUUCAGGAGUGCUGAAGUUCGCGACACUAUCAAGGAUAUUUUUGAACGUGACCUUGGUACCAUGAUAUAUGACAAAGAGAAAUGCAUAAGUUUAACUACAACAUUAUCGGAGAAAAUCAAACACUCUGUGAAGAUUCUCGGAUUUCCUCGGUAUAAGAUCGUGGUAGUAGUAGCUAUUGGACAAAAUGAGACCCAUCCCUCCAUUGCAUUUACUAGUCGCUGCAUCUGGAACCAAGGUACGGAUAAUUUUUCAGAAUAUACAUUCAAAAACGCCUCUCUGUACGCAGUAGGACUUGUUUAUGCGAUGUACAUGGACUAACGAUGGUGCUCUGUGAAAGAAUAUCAACGAAUUGAACAAUGUGAUUAAUUUAGCGGCCAUAAUGUGUGUUAUUUUACAAUGACAACUAUUAACGAGCACUUGAAAUAAUGUGCUGUGUCGCCUGUGUAUUGGAUGGACGGACUGUAUGACUGUAUAUAACAUGUACUGUGAAAUGAUAAUCCUCAAUUCCAGGCACCCCGUAAGCCUGUUGUCAAAGGUUUUAACAGAAAUAGUGUGUUGUUGAAAAUGCCUAUAUAAUUGAGUUGUGUCUAUUUACUUCCUAUUGGUGUGUCGGAUUUGUUGGAGACCCAUAAAUUCUUAUGUGAGAUGUUAAUUGAAAUUGAAAGCUAUUGAAAUCUUUGAGUUGACAGGUUCUCCAGCUUUAAGCUUUUAAACAGUUUUUUUCUUCUUGUAAAAAUUUGGUCCACUUCAUCGAUCUGACAAAAUGCAAGCCUUCCAUAUUACCUGAUUGAAUCUUUCUGAAUAACAGAGAGAAAAAUCUAUAUUAUAUUAUUUGUUUUACUCCUGCAAUAAAUAAAAUAACGAAAAAAAGAAAACUACUAUAUCACGCUGAAUCUUUUCUUUAUCAUAGCUAAAAUCAACGUCAUAGCAUUGAUCACAUAUAACUUAUGAAUAGUUUUUGUUUGAGGAAAUUUACAAUGCUUUUAAACAAAUCAAUUGGAAUAAACGGGACAUUGUUGAUAACGAUGGGGUCGUCGAAGAUUUAAAUUCACGUAUAACACAUCCCUUUUUGUCAUCGGAAGAAAAAAAAAUGAAUAUCGUGACCAUGUCCAAAGCCUCGACGCUCUGGAAUUCUGAACUUCCAUACAACCGCGCAAACAAAAGAUUCAUAAUGGAUUCUUCAAACAUCAAAGUGAAUACCCGUCUAAGUGCAUAGAUACGGU
Messenger RNA from Saccostrea echinata, 1819 nucleotides. RefSeq names its product dynein light chain Tctex-type 5-like. Gene Ontology annotation, biological process: microtubule-based movement. The transcript has a single exon. Lineage: Eukaryota; Metazoa; Mollusca; Bivalvia; Ostreida; Ostreidae. Gene Ontology annotation, cellular component: cytoplasmic dynein complex; cytoplasm. Bases 252 to 914 code for a protein of 220 amino acids. Gene Ontology annotation, molecular function: dynein intermediate chain binding. The record is from RefSeq and is a predicted model, not a curated record.